UUUGUUAUUGUAUUAACUUAUUGAAGUCCAAGAGACAAUUAUUUAAAAGGACUUUACUGUUGUGUUCGUUAAGUUAUUAUUGAAAGUUAUAAGUUAUUGAAACUAUUUUAUAUUCUCUGAUACGUUACGUGAAUCAUGAGAGUUAAUGGCGGUAUUUUCCUACUGAAUUGAUGACUGUUACUCUGAAAGUUCUCUCGGUAUUGGACUUUAAGUGUUUACAUCAGCGACUCAAUAUUUAUGUCAAUUUAAGUUAUUGAAGAUUGUGUGAACAUCUCUCAAGAUUAUUCGGAGCGUGGUGAUGCUGGUCAUGCGUUGAUGGACCGCUCUGGUUGAUCAUGAACGUGUGUGUGCCUUGGUGUUUUGUAAUCUGACCGAGUGAUGCAUCGAAAUCAGUGAAAGAAACCUUUGAUGUAUAAAACCUGUCUGAACGAACCCCUUGAUUCAUAGAAGACAAGGUGAACGAACCCCUCGAUACAUAGAAAACUCAGUGAAAGUGAUACACACAGUCAGCAGGGACGUGUGUGUGACCAAGGGGGUGGCAGGACGCUGAGUAUAAACCAACAUGCCUGGUAUAGGGUCUGAGGCGUGGGCGUGUGGGCAGCCAGUGUUCUACAACGUGUGUAUAUCCCUGAGGCAGAUGUCUGGCCCUAUCAUCCACGAGCACCCGCCCGCCGCCACGCCCACUACCACAACCACUAGGGAGUCUAGUCCCUCCCAUGCCCCUUCCACUACACCCCUACCCACCCAGCCCACGCCCGUCAUGACGCAGCCCACAGCCGCCAAGCAUCACAAGUGUGAGUGUGGGAACAAGUGUGAGGUAAAUACUAGUGUGGGUGACCAUGGGCGCUGUUGUGGCCCACCAAGAAAGGACUCUGGUGAGAAGAGUAGCGGUGAAGGCGUCUACGUGGGGACGACAGAGGCAUUACAUCGGACAGUAAUCACGGUGACGGGAAGAGACAGAGACAAGACAGCUCAACAGGAUGGUGCCGCCCUCGCAUCUGGGGACACCACGUCCGGGCGACGCUACAGCACCGUGGUCAGUCUGGGGACGUGUGGACGCGCACUCUGUACCACUCGCGCCCUUGACGACCCCACACAAGCCCUGGAUGACCCACCACCACGCCUGGAGGAGGAGACUUGUGAUCUGGAACUGAUGCUGCUGAGGAAGGUGAGCCACACCAGCGACUACAGCCUCAGCUCCCGCUCUGACUCCUCUGUCACCUCCACCUCCCCCACGCCCACACCCGCCCAUCAUCACCAAGACCACACCCAAGACUCUGACUACUUCGGGUCAUCCUGCGAGGAAGAGGAGGAGGAGGAGAAGGAGAGAGACAGUGAAGAGGAUAGUGACGAUGAGGACGUGCAGGCCACGUUAAGGGCGGCCAUGGCCAGACUACGGGUACAGGAGCAACGUCUGGGCCUGGGUGUCCGCCGCCCACACGCCUGGAGGAGACGAGCGCCCAUAAAGGAGUAUGACCUGGAGCAGAGGAUCGCGUUGGAGAUCAAGAUGCGUGAGGGGACCACCAAGCUCCUAGCAGCAUGUGGAGCCCAGGGUCCCCGCGCCAACCUUCCCCAUACCCUAGAGGCCGCCAAGAACCUCCUCACCUCCAACGAGCGUAUGACUGCUUACAUGGCCGAGCUGCAGAGGAGGAGGAACUCCUCCAUCCCACACGACGGAUCACAACCAUCUCUUGCUCGAGUGUGUCUGUCAGACCUCCGCAUGCCACUCAUCUGGAAGGACAGUGAUCACUUCAAGAAUAAGGGCGACUACCGUAGGUUUGCCGUGUUUGUGCUUCUGAAGAUUGGCACGGAGAUCUACGACACAGUCAUGGUCAACCCCGUCGACCGCUCCAUGACUGACAUCUGCUUUGAUGAUAUUAUUGUUUUCAACAACAUUCAGUCCAAUUUUGAUUGCAAUCUUGAGGUAUACAGCCAUGUACUACAGAAUGACCUGACCAUGGCCAGCACUCCUCGCAAGCUCAAGAGAACCUUACAUUCCUCCAUAUCACGCACAGUGGGGCGCAAACUGGCGGCUUCACUGAGGGACGAGUUGUCCAACGGAGAGAUGGGUCCAAAAUUUGAGUUGGUAGCUACAGCCAAGCUUAGUCUAGAUAAUGUAUCCAACAACACAGCAACAUUUGAUCUUGCCAUGGAGAAUAUUGAGAAUCAAGUUAGUCAGUUACCACUGUUUGGUCACUUCUGUUGUCGUCUGGCAGCCCAGCCUGAUUGUUCUACACAGGAGAGAAUUGCUGGUUAUGCUCAUGUUCAAGAAAGUGAGCACCAGCAGUCGUGGUGUCGGGUAUCUGGGUGGCAGCUGGAAGUGUGGGGCAGCAAGGAAGAUGCACACCUCUCCCCUCACCAUCCCCUCUCACUCUCCAUUGACAGGACCACAGAGAUAACUCAGAGUGGAAAGACUGUGACUGUUGCCAAUACAUCUGGAUUUGACCGAGGACACCUAACGCUCACCUUGGAGACUCCAAAUGAAGCUGCUAACUGGCACAGAUGUCUACAACAACAUGUAGCUGAUCACCGCCACUGGGGUCCUGCUGCAGAGGAAGAAAUGGAAAUACUAACACCACAGCCAACACGACACAACUUCAUCGUCCCAAGAAGAGGGCGUUUUGCUUCACUUUAUGAAGAAACUCCUCUAAGAGAUGGUUCCCCUGGAUCAGAGAAGUCUUCUUUUGAUGAUCUAUAUGGAUCUUCUGCCUUUGUCAACAACUAUUGCACUCCUGCCCAGAUUCCCCCAAGACCAAGAGCACUAACUCUCUCCUCACGCUCAUCAUUCAGAAGAUGGGGUUCAGUCAAGUGUAAUAUGCCUUUCUUUAAGAGCAAGAGUUAGGGCAUUGUGUCUUGAUGUCUCGUGACCUUAAGUGCAACAAUAUCUUGGCAGACUUUCUUUCAUGUACAUAUUCUAUAUUUACUAUUUGCAUAGGAAGGAAUUUGUUUAAAGUUAUUCAUUAUUGUGUCUCAGAAAGUCUUCAUUAAAAUUUUGUUUUUG
This is a messenger RNA of Homarus americanus (American lobster), 3001 nucleotides long. RefSeq names its product rhotekin-like. NCBI's taxonomy places the organism in Eukaryota, Metazoa, Arthropoda, Malacostraca, Decapoda, Nephropidae. Gene Ontology annotation, biological process: actomyosin contractile ring assembly; septin ring organization; mitotic cytokinesis. Gene Ontology annotation, cellular component: actomyosin contractile ring. Bases 563 to 2842 code for a protein of 759 amino acids. The record is from RefSeq and is a predicted model, not a curated record. The transcript is spliced from 10 exons.